Dipodomys spectabilis (banner-tailed kangaroo rat) is the source of this 3777-nucleotide messenger RNA. RefSeq names its product GRB10 interacting GYF protein 1 (gene Gigyf1). Bases 582 to 3680 code for a protein of 1032 amino acids. Gene Ontology annotation, biological process: insulin-like growth factor receptor signaling pathway. The record is from RefSeq and is a predicted model, not a curated record. NCBI's taxonomy places the organism in Eukaryota, Metazoa, Chordata, Mammalia, Rodentia, Heteromyidae. Gene Ontology annotation, molecular function: protein binding. The transcript has 26 exons.
CCUCCUCCUCCUCCUCCUCCUCCUCCUCCUCUCCCUCCUCUCUCCUGGCCCGCCGCGCGCCGCUCGCCGCUGCCACCGCCACCACAGCCACCACCACCAACGCCCGGGACCGGACCCUCGCGCCGUCCCCCCCGCGACUCAGGCGUCUUGGCGUGGACGGCACUGCAGAGGUGCUGCUCCAGCCUCCCCCCCAGCCCUUGACGGACACCUGAGUACCUGGACACUGUCCCUUUCUCCUGUGCUCCUGUCCUUCCCACCUGAAUGAGCCUCCUCCCAAGAAUCUCCUCCCUUGUUCCUUAGAGGACCCCAUCACUGCCAUCGCCAUUGCCACCACCUCUUUAGGCCCCAGCAACUGACUUGCUUUCUACUUUCUGGAUCUUCCCCAGAUGUGAAGGUUCCUCCCCAGCGCUGCUGAGGCUGGACCAGUAGCCAGUGUCCUGGGCCCUAGGUUUACCCCAGCAGCAGCACCUGCCUGAAGAGACUCUGGCCCUCGCUCUUCCCGGGUGAGGCCCCAGGUGUUGGGACAGUCGAGGGCUCCCCUCUCCUCACCCCAGCCUCUGGGAAGAACCCCUAGUACCAUAAUGGCUGCAGAGACACUCAACUUCGGGCCUGAGUGGCUGAGGGCCCUUUCCCGUGGCGGCAGUGUAGCCUCCCCACCCCCAUCCCCUGCAAUGCCCAAGUACAAGUACAAGCUGGCCGACUACCGCUACGGACGUGAGGAGAUGCUGGCUCUCUAUGUGAAAGAGAACAAGGUCCCCGAGGAGCUGCAGGACAAGGAGUUUUCUGCCGUGUUACAGGAGGAGCCACUGCAGCCCCUUGCCCUGGAGCCUCUGACUGAGGAGGAGCAGAGAAACUUCUCCCUGUCAGUGAACAGCGUGGCCGUGCUGAGGCUGAUGGGGAAAGGGUCCGGGCCCCCCCUGGCCACCACCCCCCGCGGCAGGGGCAGUACACGGAGCCGAGGCCGUGGCCGUGGUGACAGUUGCUUUUACCAAAGAAGCAUUGAAGAAGGUGAAGGGGCCUUUGGACGGAACCCCAGGGAGAUCCAACGAAGCCAGAGCUGGGAUGACAGAGGUGAGAGACGCUUUGAGAAGUCAGCACGGAGGGAUGGAGCUCGAUCUGGCUUUGAAGAGGGAGGGACUGGCUUGAGGAAGGAGCACGCUCGCUCGGAUAGCGAGAACUGGCGUUCACUUCGAGAAGAGCAAGAGGAGGAAGAAGAAGGCAGCUGGAGACUUGGGGCAGGACCCCGGAGAGAUGGAGAUCGCUGGCGCUCCUCCAGCCCUGAUGGUGGCCCUCGCUCUGCUGGCUGGCGGGAACAUGGGCGGCGCAAGUUUGAUUUUGAUUUGCGAGGGGAGAGAGGAGGGUGUGGUGAAGAGGACGGGCGGGGUGGGGGAGGCAGCUCUCACCUCCGGAGGUGCCGAGGGCCUGAUGGCUUUGAUGAUGACAAGGAUGGGCUCCCGGAGUGGUGCCUGGAUGAUGAGGACGAGGAGAUGGGCACCUUCGAUGCCUCUGGGGCCUUCCUGUCUCUCAAGAAGGGCCCCAAGGAGUCCAUUCCUGAGGAGCAGGAGCUUGACUUCCAGGGCUUGGAGGAGGAGGAGGAAGAGCCUUCGGAAGGGCUGGAUGGAGAGGUACCUGAGGCAGGUGGGAAGGAGUUGACCCCUUUGCCUCCUCCAGAGGAGAAGUCUAGCUCUUCAUCUCCACUGCCCACCCUUGGCCCCCUCUGGGCAGCAAAUGGAGCUGGGGACGAAACUGUAGAUAAAGAGCUCCCUGCCAGUGAAGGAAAUGAUGUUCCUCUGAGUCCUGGGGUGGGCUCACCCCCUGGGCCACCAGGAGACCUGGAGGAUGAGGAAGGCUUGAAGCACCUGCAGCAGGAGGCGGAGAAGCUGGUGGCCUCGCUGCAGGACAGCUCCCUAGAGGAGGAGCAGUUCACAGCCGCCAUGCAGACCCAGGGCCUGCGCCACUGCACGGCCGCCCCUGCCCUGCCCCUCAGCCACGGCGCUGCCCGCAAGUGGUUCUACAAGGACCCCCAGGGGGAGAUCCAAGGCCCCUUCACAACCCAGGAGAUGGCAGAGUGGUUCCAGGCUGGCUACUUCUCCAUGUCCUUGCUAGUGAAGCGGGGCUGUGACGAGGGUUUUCAGCCUCUGGGAGAGGUGAUCAAGAUGUGGGGCCGUGUGCCCUUUGGCCCUGGCCCCUCGCCACCCCCACUGCUGGGGAGCAUGGACCAGGAACGGCUGAAGAAGCAGCAGGAGCUGGCUGCGGCCACCUUGUACCAGCAGCUGCAGCACCAGCACUUGCUUCAGCUUGUCGGCAGCCGCCAGCUCCCACAGUGUGCACCUCGAGAAAAGGCAGCUAUGGGAGACCUGACGCCGCCGCAGCAGCAGCAGCUCACCGCCUUCCUGCAGCAGCUCCAGGCUCUCAAAUCCCCCAGAGGUGGAGACCAGAACCUACUCCCGACCAUGAGCCGCUCCUUGUCGGUGCCAGAUUCCGGCCCCCUCUGGGAUUUACAUACCUCAGUCUCAUCACCCUCGGGUGGUGAGACCAGUCUUUGGGACAUACCAAUUAACUCUUCGACUCAGGGUCCAAUUCUAGAACAACUCCAGCUGCAGCAUAAAUUCCAGGAACGCAGAGAAGCGGAGCUCAGGGCCAAGCGGGAGGAGGAGGAGCGCAAGCGGCGAGAGGAGAAGCGGCGCCAGCAGCAGCAGGAGGAGCAGAAGCGGAGGCAGGAGGAGGAAGAGCUCUUCCGGCGCAAGCAGGUGCGGCAGCAGGAGCUGCUGUUGAAGCUGCUGCAGCAGCAACAGGCGGCAACGGCCCCUGUGCCUGCAGCGCCCGGCUCCCCACCUCCGCCCUGGGCCAGCCUGUCCAAGCAGGGCCUGUCCAUGAAGACGCUGCUGGAGCUUCAGCUGGAGGGUGAGCGGCAGCUGCACAAACAGCCCAUGGCCCGUGAGUCACUGCGGGCCCAGGCCUCCAACCACCGAGUGCAACUUGGGGGCCUGGGUACAAACCCCCUGAACCAGUGGGUAUCUGAGUCCGGACCACUGUGGGGCGGGCCUGACAAGAGUGGGGGCAGCAGCGGUAGCGGGCUGGGGCUCUGGGAGGACACUCUGAAGAGCAGCGGGAACCUGGCCCGCAGCCUGGGCCUGAAGAACAGCCGGAGCAGCCCAUCUCUUGGUGACUCCUACAGCCACUUGUCGGGUAGGCCUGUCCGCAAAAAGACAGAGGACGAGGAGAAGCUGCUGAAGCUGCUGCAGGGGAUCCCCAGGCCCCAGGACGGCUUCACCCAGUGGUGUGAGCAGAUGUUGCACACCCUGAGUGCUGCGGGCAGCCUGGACGUGCCCAUGGCUGUGGCCAUCCUCAAGGAAGUAGAAUCCCCCUAUGAUGUCCACGAUUAUAUCCGUUCCUGCCUGGGGGACACGCUGGAAGCCAAAGAAUUUGCCAAACAAUUCCUGGAGCGGAGAGCCAAGCAGAAAGCCAGCCAGCAGCGGCAGCAGCAACAGCAGCAGGAAGCAUGGCUGAGCAGCGCCUCCCUGCAGACAGCCUUUCAGGCCAACCACAGCACCAAACUCGGCCCUGGGGAGGGCAGCAAGGCCAAGAGGCGGGCACUGAUGCUGCACUCGGACCCCAGCAUCUUGGGCUACGCCCUGCAUGGCCCUUCUGGUGAGAUCGAGAGCGUGGAUGACUACUGACCAGCCAGUCCCACCAGCCCCUGCCUGGGUGAAGGCCGAGGGUGGUAGCGGUGGUGGCGGCGGCAGCAGCAGCAACAGCAGCGGCGGCAGCAGCAGC